AUGGCCGCGGCCGUCGCAACAACGCUCAAUGUGGCUGAUGAUGGCAGUGAUGACGGCCAGUGCAGGACCAAGCGGGAGAGUUUCUUCAGUGCGGACGCAGGAGCAUACGCAGGUCAGUCAGCAGGAACUGGUGGUGGUACUCCUACUCCCGUUGGGUCCACGGACCUUGCUGGCUGGCCUCCGCCAGCAAAGAGGAAAUCCGAGGUGCCAACCUUCUUAGCCAACCAAGCAGCGCGAUCAAUGCCUCGGCCAUUGCUUUGUUCGAGCUUGCUUGUCACGCUGACGUACUGGUUCUGCUUCGUGUAUUCGCAGGUUGUUCAUCAAAAUACAGCGGCGUCUUGGGAGAUCCGGGCCACUUUCAAGAACUUCGAGAACAUCAUGGACCGGAGAACCAGCAAGUUGAAAGCAGACGUUGGUGAUGAACCCGACGACAUCGUUUUCAAGGACUACUCAGAGAUGUACACGUGGCUUCGCGACGGCUACUUACCCCUGCUUUGGGAAGAAGGCCCAUAUGGCCGGGGCCUCCUCGCCGGCCGGAUGCGCCUAGUGGGGGGCGUCCGUUUAUCUCGGCAGAGGGCGCAGCCAGUCAAAUGCAGCGGUGAGUCGUCAGAGAAGCGGUGGGUGGAUGCCAUCUACAAUCAGUCCUGCUUCUCGGCGGGUGGUGAGACCACGAUAGAGGAGGACACCUACUGGUUGGACAUCAUGGAGGACCAGAAUACCAUGCUGGAGCAUUUGCUCCACCUUGAGACAAGCGGCUGGAUCACUCGGGAAACCAUAGAAAUUUCAAUUCAAGCCUUCUACUUCAACGCGCAGAGCGAGAACUUUGUGCUGACGCAGGUUGAGUUCUCCUUGGAGGACACUGGGUACCUGCAUGGUGAGAACGAGGUCCUGAUGGUUCCCUCGGACAUCUACUCCGCCAAGGGCCGCUUCUUUCUUUCGAACGUGGGCGCAGAUGUCUUGGCGGGCUUUUGCCUGGCAGCGUGCCUCUUCGUCGAGGUGCUGAUGUGGCGCCAAGCAGUCAAGAAUUUGGAGCUCAAGGCCUUCAUUUUCAACAUCUACCGCCUUGCCAACCUCUUGAGCUUCGUGGGCGGCAUCGUCUACCUUUGCUACUAUGCCUACCUCAGCGGCUCCGUGGACCAGAUCGCCUUGAAGCUUUCCGAGCUUAGUGACUUGCAGGACCAGGGCUUCAUGGCUCGCGUUCCCGGUCAACUCACCGGGGCGCGGUACAGCUUGCUCGACGAGAUUCACGACCUUGCGUUUGAAGCCUCCGUCUUAUAUCGGGGAGCGCAGUGGAUUUGCUUUUGGUACAUGCUCGUGCUCCUCAUCAAAUUCGGGGAAGGCAGCAAGCGCGCAUAA
Symbiodinium natans is the source of this 1356-nucleotide messenger RNA. The record is from the annotation of a GenBank genome assembly. NCBI's taxonomy places the organism in Eukaryota, Dinophyceae, Suessiales, Symbiodiniaceae.